Messenger RNA from Thrips palmi, 5008 nucleotides. RefSeq names its product RNA-binding protein Musashi homolog 2-like. NCBI's taxonomy places the organism in Eukaryota, Metazoa, Arthropoda, Insecta, Thysanoptera, Thripidae. The transcript has 5 exons. Gene Ontology annotation, molecular function: RNA binding. Bases 260 to 1579 code for a protein of 439 amino acids. The record is from RefSeq and is a predicted model, not a curated record. Gene Ontology annotation, cellular component: cytoplasm.
CUCGGCAGGACUCGUACUCGCGGUGGUAGCCAAGCAAGGGGUCGACGCGUGCGUUCGUGUGACGUGCUACGUGCUCCAGGUGCAUCUCGACGUCCGCGGCGCGUCCGUCCGCGUCCGUCAGCGCACGCUUCGUACGUGCGGCGCACGUACCCCCGUCGCCGUGCUGGCCGACCAGGUCUUCCCCUCCGCCGGCUCCUCCUUCUUCGAGGGGAGCCCGACCCUGCCGCUCGCCACCACGGCGUCGCUACCGGUCGCCACCAUGAUGGAUCCUCAGAUUCUCCCUGGAUACGUGCGCAGUUUGGGUAUGGAUAGCAUGGCGCUGGCUGACCAUACUCGCUUCAACGGCCUCAUGGCCCACCCCGGCGUGGCGAUCCCCAACGGAACGGCGCACUCCGCCGCCCACAGUGGGCUGGUGCCCGCCGUCCCCGCCGCCUCCAUCGUGCCCGUGCAGGCCAACGGGCACGCGGGCCACGCCGCGCGCAUGCAGAUCAAGAUGGACACGAGCCCCGUUCAGAUGAACGGCGCCAACGGCAACGCGCAGGCCCAAGCCGCCGCGGCCGCGGCCGCCGCCGGCGUUCCCGUCGGCGUCCCGGUCGGCGUGCCCGUCAACAACGGCAGCACGUCACCCGGCAGGGUGUCGCCGUCGGCCGCGGACCCCGCCCCCGGCAAGCUGUUUGUCGGCGGCCUCAGUUGGCAGACGUCGGCCGAGAGGCUCAAGGAGUACUUCGGCAUGUUCGGCACCGUCACCGACGUGCUCAUCAUGAAGGACCCCAUGACACAGAGGAAUCGGGGCUUUGGCUUUAUCACCUUCCAGGACGCCGAGACGGUGGAGAAGGUCCUUAAAGUGCCAGUCCACACCCUCGACGGCAAGAAGAUCGACCCCAAGCACGCGACUCCAAAGAACAGAGGGCGCGUCGCGAACCGAACCAAGAAGAUCUUCGUCGGCGGCGUGAGCCAGGACACCACCACAGAGGAAGUGAAGGCGUACUUCAACCAGUUCGGCAAGGUCGAGGAGACAGUGAUGCUGAUGGACCAGCAGACGAAGCGCCACCGUGGCUUUGGCUUCGUGACGUUUGAGCAGGAGGAUGUGGUGGACCGAGUGUGUGAGAUCCACUUCCACACCAUCAAGAACAAGAAGGUGGAGUGUAAGAAGGCGCAACCCAAGGAGUCGGUGGCCGCCGCCAACCUGGGCGUCAACGGGCUGCUCCUGAGCAAACGCAUGCUGAUGCGGGUAGGCCCCACAGCGGCGCCCGCCGCCGCCACGCAGCUCGCCGCCGUGCAGGCGCAAGCCGCGGCCCACGCCCAGGUGGCCGCCACGCAGCUGGCCGCGCAGGCCCAGGCGCAGGCAGGCUACGGCAAGCUGUUUGGCGCGUACCCCCUGGCAUCGUACCGGUACUCCCCCUACCCACUGCAGGCCGUGCCAUCGGCCACCCCCGCCCCCGCUCAGACCCCCACGGCGGUGCCCCCCGUACCCGCCCCUGCCAACCCCUAUCAGGGCUACUCACUCACCAACGUGGACAUGUCCAGCUUUCAGGGGGUAGACUGGAGCUCAAUGUACGGCAUGGGUAUGUAUGUGUAGGAUGGCAACGUGCGGCCCAGCCCGUGUGUGGCGCGGCUAGGGUGGGGAAGCAAUAAUUGGCAAUAACCAGUAUUAUCACGUAAUGGUACUUGCAUCUUCCAAGUUACAUUGUGUUUCGUGUUUUCCCUUUUUUUUUUCUCUUGCAUUUCUUUCUGUAAGUUUCCUCUUAAAGUAAGGAUCUAUCUUUCUGUGAAGAAUGCAGACCCAUCUUUAACAUGUAAAUUUGUUAAGUGUAAGGAAUUGUCUCUUAGACAAAGAUGAAAGGGAAAAGCAUAUUUUCUUUCGCAAUUUCCUUCCCUUUUUAGUGUUGAAAAGUGAUACUUUGUCAAACGUAAACAUUGUUGUCUAUGAAUAAUUCUCUAUGAAAUAAUGCUCUAUCAUUCUUUUGCUAAAGAAGUCGUCAAACUUGACAAAGCUUCAGUGUUGCUCUCUGUUUUUCUGCAAAGUCUCUCGAAACUAUCAAUAUUUUAUAUAUUGUGCUGAGUUUUAAGCCUGCGAAUUUGUAUCAUGAUAGUAUUACGUCUGUGCUUCUUCAUGGUUUAUUUCAACUUGUGGAUUAUUGUUGUGUAUAAAUUGGGUGCCAUAUGAAAAUGAUUAGUGAGCAUUGUUAUGAGAGUAUUAUCAAGAAAGUGUUUCUUGGAUCUCAAUGAUAGCAUACCUAGGUGUCAAGUUCCGCUAGUAAUCGUACAGUAUCCUAGUGUUUAUUCAAUGGAAAGUGCAGAGGGACACGCUGUCUAGUCACAAGCCUUUUGAGGCUGCCUAUCCCCUCUGUGCUGCCCCUGCCAAGACUGACGACAGACACUUGAUAGUUUUUUCUGUGGAGUCAUGUUCGGAAUAUUUUGGCUAUGGUUACAGCACCUUUUACUGGAUCCAAAAUAAGUAAUAUUCUCCCUUGAUUUUUAUGAUUAAUGAAAAUCUCUGGUUGACAACAUUCCAUAGCAGUCAUUACAGGGGAAGGGAUAAUGAGGUUUACAUGCUCUUGGCCUGAAAUGGUAUUGACAUUUUUUUGUGGACCAAUCUGUUUGGUACCUAUUUCUUCCAAAAUUAAAUUUGUCUUGUCUGAUAGAAGAUUGUCAAUGAGCAUGAAUUUUCCUGAAUUAAUUAAAUCCCCUCCCCUCAUUGAUUUUUUUUGUCUUUAGGGUUGUGUUCAUUUAUUUAUGUGGUUCUACCUGCGGUUUAACCAAGACCAUUUGUUUUGUUAUUUAUUUAUGAGUAGAUUAGUUGUCCGCAUCUUUUUGACUCCACAUUGUGAAUGUGUGAAUUGGAGUCAGAUUCUUAUCUGUAAAGAUUUAAAAAUCCACGUAAGCUGUGAUCAUAAGUAUUUUAUUUUGUUUUAAAAGUUAAAAAAGUACAAAUUGGCAAGUGUUCUUAUUUAUUUGUCCCCCCCCUUUUUUUUACCUCUUGUAAGGAGGUUUGCUGGCUAGAUACUUAAUUUAUUUCUUUUUCACAUCAAUGAAUGUGAAACCCCCCUCCUCUCCCCAGUGAAAUUGUGUUUUUGAUAGGUCAUGAUCCCAUUUAUUUGUGUUGGAAUUAAGUGACCAAUACCAGUGUUUUCUCAUUGAAGCCCUAUGCUCGAGUGGGCAAACUAUUUUAUUUAAUAGUGGCAGGCGUUUUUCUUAGCUUUGCUAUCUCUCAUUAUACAUUACUGUGCAUGUGUCGUGCUCCCAAUUUUGAUCAUGUGUGCAGCCAACUCUUUUCUGAAUUAUUUCAGAUCGAUUGUUAUUCAUUGAUAGUCAUUUUGUAUUAGUUAUUUAGGUAAUCGAGUGGUCAUUGAAUUGUUAGGAAGGAAUAACCAUACAAAUACUCUUUCUGAUACCAGUAGGGUUAGCACCAUUCUCUGCAAAACCUUCAAACUUUAAAUCUAUUUAUUGAAACUUGAUCUUAAAUAUAGAUAUUGAGUGGAUGGAAAAUGGACAGGAGAGGUGAAACAAACUUUCUGCUUAAUAUAUAAUUUCAAGUGUGCUAGGCUUAAGGUAAGAUGCUUUUUUCUUGUACUUAACACACUAUAGUGUGAUGUAUAUUAUUUCCAAAGAGGGUUUUAGCAGAGAAUUUACAUGUGGGUUUAGUGGUGUGAAAUUUUCCAGCCACCCAUUAAUUUUUCAUUUCAAUGUGGGUCAUAACAAUUGAAAUUUCCAACCUCCUGUUUACUUACCACACAUGGAGAAAAAUGAGCCCGUUUUCUUUGAAAGCUUUAAAUUUGAUUUGUUUUAUUAUUGGGUCAUUGUCCCUGUAUUCAUUUUCCUUGUUCAUUUUCCCAUUUUCGUGUGGGUGACAAUAUACUUUAAACAAUAUUGAACAGCAAUAAGUGUUAAAAAGAUCGCAGAUGUGAAAACCCUCUAUUUUUGUAUUUAAUUCAAGAUAAGCGAAUAAAGUUUGUCUUAUUUCUUUAAUGCUUUUGUGGUGUUAACUUGCACCAGAAAUGAACUCUCUGAGAAAGUUGGUGCAGACAAUGUUUUGUCAAACAAUUUGCCAUUCGGCCUUCUCCCACGACUGUUUUAGUUUAGUUCCAAUAUUUGGUGGUUUGUUGGAUUUUAAAGGUUGUAGAGAUUAAAUUACACCUGAUAAAUAGUUACUUUAGAGUUAGAUGUUCUUUUGUAGUUAUGUGUGUAGACAUAGGCUGGUGCAAGAUGGCUCGGACAUAUGCCAUCUGGCAAAGGAAAAUUAUGCACAUGUAGAUGGUUUCAAAAUAAAUGUAGUUUGAGUAGAACUGCUUGAUGGUAAUAUUUAUUAAAAUUUAUUUCCUACUUGCUUGUUUGGCCUAGUCUGGGGUUUGAGGUGGCUGCUGGUGCUGUAAGUAAUGAAAGCUUACUCUGUUUAUACUCAGGAAUGAAAAUACUGAUUGGUUCUGUCCCUAGAGGGCCUUCUUGUACGGGGUACAUUUUUUUCUGAACUGCCUUUUUUAAUGUUUCUCUUGAAAUGCAUGCACCCCUAUCUUUUCUCUCACCAAUCAGUCUUUUCAUUCCAGUUAUCAACUCCUAACAAACUGAGUGUCCUAGUUUGGUUUUGCAGAACUCUGGCUUUCUCCUUGUGUGACUAACUCACCUGCACUCCUAGUCACCCUAAGAUAAGCUUAUUCAAUAGCUUUCCUGAAUGCACUCAGUGCUGCUCAUUCCUCUUUUUUUUCUUCUUUUUUUAACACUAUUAGUUGCAAUUUGAUAGAGAAAAAGAUGACUAAGCUUGUCUUGGAUGUGACUAAGAGGAAUGAAUUCAUUCAUAUAAGAUACUAUUAAACAUGCACAUAUAUAUUGUUGGGUAGUGUUUGGUUCUUUUUAUGUCAGCAUAGCAUCUUGGCAUAUGUUGAUCUGAAUGUGUUUAUUAAGUACGUAUGUGCCACAACCUCAGCUCUGAUCAAUUUUCUUGCUUUCUUUGAAUAAUUCUGCUCAUCUGUUUCAUCACUAUCAAAUUCAAUACAUAUAUCUCUCUUCUGUC